This is a messenger RNA of Penicillium coprophilum, 1626 nucleotides long. Its product is annotated as serine hydrolase domain-containing protein. The coding region runs from base 1 to 1626 and encodes 541 amino acids. The transcript is spliced from 3 exons. Lineage: Eukaryota; Fungi; Ascomycota; Eurotiomycetes; Eurotiales; Aspergillaceae. The record is from RefSeq and is a predicted model, not a curated record.
AUGCCUUUGCCACUGGCCUUGAUCUUUCCUUGCCUUGUCCUCGCCGGCCUUGAGACCUUUCAACAGCCCCUUCGAGUGUACGAAAACCAGUCCAGUUCGCCUUUUGACGCGCAGUUUGACCAAAGGGUUGAGUGGGCCCUUGAACAUUUCAGCAUUCCUGGUCUGGCUGUUGCAGUCGUUCAUGGAGACACAUUUGUAAAAAAAACUACAAAGGGCUAUGGCGUCUCGAAUACUAUCAGUUCACAGCCAGUGACAGAACAUACCCUAUUUUUCACAGGAAGCACGACCAAGGCCUUCACUUCUGCAGCCAUCUCUCUCCUUGUUGAUGAUAACAUCAAUUUUUCAGACAUCCAUUGGGAUACACCGGUCCACACUAUUAUUCCAGCGGAUUUUGUACUCAACGAUACCUGGUCUACAUCACAAAUGACAAUUAUUGACAUUCUGUCUCAUCGCUCUGGUCUACCACGCCACGACUGGGUUUGGCUUGCCGACAUAACGCUUCAAGAAGCAGUGCGAUCAAUGAGACAUCUUCCAUUUACGGCUUCUCCGCGGACAGAAUGGCAAUAUUCAAAUCUCAUGUAUCUUGUGGCGUCCCAUCUUAUCGAGACCGUGACGAAUCAAUCCUUGCAGGAGUUCUUUACCGAAAAUCUCUGGCUGCCUAUGAACAUGACAGAGACUUACCUUUCCCUCUACGAGGCUCGGAACGCACAACGAGAUAUUGCACAAGGCUACUAUGUUGGUUUGGACGGUAAAAUUGCCUCCACCGAUCAAGUAUUUUCGGAUAACAUCCGUGGAGCAGGCAACAUACUAUCGUCGGUAUCAGAUUACGCCAAGUGGAUUUCAACCAUGCUGAAACGUGGACUGCCAUUCUCUCAGACAAGUUACGAAAAUUUGUUUGGUGGCCACUCUAUAGUGUCGCCUAAUCCUCUUGAGCCGUUUCAAACCCCUACAUUUUACGGACUAGGAUGGAUGUCACAAGCGUAUAAGGGCGAGAUGAUUCUGUUCCACGAAGGGGCUCAGUUUGGGUAUGGUGCGUCCGUUAUACUCUUACCACAGCGAGACUUCGGGCUUGUGUUGCUAGGCAAUAAUAUGGAUGGGGUGAACGCGGCGGCGAACGCACUUGCUUAUCAUCUGAUUGACGAAGAAAUGGAUAUUUCCCUUGAGAGUCGAUUUGAUUGGGUUGCAAGAGGCGAUGCAAUCAUCAACGACGGAUAUCUUUCUGAAAACAUCCUAUCAGAGCUCUAUCCAAGAAUUCCCAAUCCUCCGUUGGCAAGCCCUGUCAACUUCUCUGCGUAUGAAGGUUCUUAUACGCACCCCGCUUACCCAGAGCUUAGGAUAUCCAACAAUUGCAGGAGUGAUCACGCUUACCAGAGGCUAAACCGAACAACUCCUGACCUGUGCGCCUCGCUUGCAAGAUACAGUGACUACUCGAAAAAUCUCGAGAUCGGCUUUUUCCAUGUUUCCAGUACCUAUUGGCUUCAAAUUGCAGUGAGAUGGGGCCACCCCAGUGCUGCUCGGGUGGAGUUUCGGAUUGAGCCUGAUGGCUCAGCAAGCUGGUUAGGAAUUGAGAUUGAGCCUUUGAUGGCGGAGAGGGAGGAAAAGAUAUGGUGGAAACAUUUGCUUUGA